AGACAAGACUCGUCUCUUUUGCGCUGCGUGUUGUCUGGUUGUUCACUGCCGAAGACGCUGUUAUACAAUGUCAGUGACCACAUCGGCUUACCAAGGGACAUGUACUGCAUUUGUAGUUUUUGUUGUUUGGCUGUCUGCCCACAUGUCCACUGCUACGUUGUCGAACUUCGGUGUGUGGCCGGGAAUCUUGGAAGAGCGGGUGAAGCCACUCUGGUGCGUGUACGACAAUAGGGUUGAUGAACGACCAUGGCGCUUCCUUCCUCGAGACAUCCCCACUGCCCAGUGCACGUCCGUGGUGUACACUUACCUAGGCCUCAGCCCUGGUGGUCGGAACCUGACGAGCUACAAGCCUAACUUCGACUUUGGACCCGCCGGACUUAGCGCCGUUUCAGCACUGAAGCGACAGCACGAACGCCCUGUACGCUUGCGCGCUCUCUUGGCCGUGGGGGGCCCGGACACGGACAGCCGGUUGUUCGAGCACCCGGUCGAAGGCACCGAGGGCGCGCGCUCAGCGCUCAUGGCGAACGCCGAACACUGGCUGCGCGUGUUUGACUUCGACGGGCUCCUGGUGCACAUCGACCGCCCGGAGAGUUUCACCACCUCAGAUUAUACCAUCAACGAGUUUGUCUUUGCCAUGUACGAGUUCAUGAAGACAAGAGACAAGUUCUUCUCUGUUAUCUUACCGGCUGAUAAGGACCGUCGGAGCGCCUACUUCUCGCCAUACGCCUACGCACAGAAGCUGGAGGCUUUUGUGGUCUGGAGCCACGACCUGGUGGUGCAUCCUCGGGAGCCAACUUGCCCAUCACCGCUAAACACCAAGCACAAACACCAUGGCCCAAAAGUGCUGUCCUUGGCUGAAUUGGUGGAUUCCGUGGGUGCCUCGUAUGCCACGGAGGAAGAGGCCCACCUGGUGAUGUCUCGCAUGAUGCUGACUUUCUCAUUGGCGGGAUUCUACUUCGACUUAGAACAGCCCAAUCCACGGCACCGCGGACACCCACAUCCACCGCUGCCCCGGGAGGUGAUGCUUGAGAGCGCCAGCUACGUCGCAUACCACCAGAUAUGCGGGGACAAGCAAUGGAAUACGACCUACAACGCCGUGACUGGUUGCGUCGAGAUGAUCGGAGAAAACGGGUGGAUUUCAUACCCGGGAAGACCGCGGAGAGAGCUACUGUCAAAAGUGGCUGGAGCCAUGCUCUUCGACUUGGACAUGGACGACUACGAUGGAGUCUGCGGGAAGAACCAUGCGCUAACCAAGACUUUCUCGAACUUACUUAAUAUGUCGUGACGUACAGUCGCUGCACUGAAAGAUCGUGCAGUCAUAUACCUUUACUAACCGCGGACAGUGAUUCAAUAUUGUGCGGGAGAAAAUUUGCAAUGCACAUGUGUUAUUCAUAAAUUACUUAAGCACCCUAAA
Molecule: messenger RNA, 1414 nt
Organism: Dermacentor albipictus
Lineage: Eukaryota; Metazoa; Arthropoda; Arachnida; Ixodida; Ixodidae
Product: endochitinase-like
Biological process (GO): carbohydrate metabolic process; chitin catabolic process
Cellular component (GO): extracellular region
Molecular function (GO): chitinase activity; chitin binding
Source: RefSeq, a predicted model, not a curated record